AGUUUCAGUGAAUAAUCCAUCAUGUUUAGAUUCUUUGUCACCUUAUCUUGCCUUGUUGCCUGCGCUUUGGCUGGUGGAAAACAAGUUGUGAUAGUAAGUGGACAUGGGGGUGACUUUGGUGGAGAUUCAGGAAAAUACUCUUCAGGCGCCGAACUGACCAGUUUGGCUCACAGUUCUGCCAUUCAAGCCAAAACUGCUGUUCAAAAUCAACAAACUGCUGGAAGUCAAGCUGCCUUUGGAGCUAAGAGCAACUUGGCCCAAGCCGCCUUAGGCGCUGCUGCCACCGCUCAAGCCGCCUUAGUGGGCAAACAAGCCAUAGUGCAGAGCCUGAAGAAACAACUCAUCGAAGCCCAACAUCAACUGCAAGCCGAACUGGGCCAAUACCAACAGACUCAACAGGCUGCCUCAGCGGCCGCAGAAGCAGCCGGUCAGGCUCAAGCCCAACUGAACGCCGUAACUGCUGCUGCCGCCGCCGCCCAAGGCUCCGCCACCCACGCUCAAGAAGCCGCCACCGAAGCCGCUAACGCUGCCGCAUCCCAACAUCAAAUGGUCAUCGAGGCUAAACAACGCUUGGGUCAACUGACUCAGGAAUUGCAUUCCGCUUUGGGACAGUUGGCUGAGACCGAAGCCGCCGCUCAUAAGGCUCUUUCUGCCGCACAGGUAGCUCAGUCCAAUGCUGCGGCUGCUGGAGCUGCUGUUGCGGUAGCUGCGGAGAGUUCCCAGACCUCCGGACAUGGUGGCUCCAAGGGAUGGUAAACAUUGCAAAUUUUAUUUGCCGACAACGUGAUUUUGAUCUCCAUUCAACUGUUUCAUCGGUUUGUCAUCUAUCAUGCAUUGUAAUAUUUCAUUAUUUUCAUUAUUGUAGGUUUUUGUGUGAUAUUCAUGUAAUAAAAUUUGUUU
This is a messenger RNA of Aethina tumida (small hive beetle), 900 nucleotides long. RefSeq lists its product as uncharacterized. The transcript has 4 exons. Bases 22 to 756 code for a protein of 244 amino acids. NCBI's taxonomy places the organism in Eukaryota, Metazoa, Arthropoda, Insecta, Coleoptera, Nitidulidae. The record is from RefSeq and is a predicted model, not a curated record.